CUGCAGUUCGGUCACUGAUGGUGGAAGGCGGCGCACUGUCCUUUAACUGCGCACCCGUUUAUCGCUCCAUCUGAGCCUGGACUGGCUGUGCCAAACGCGGAGCCGUGACGCACCCGACCGGAUUGCCCCGUUUUUGACCGACCUGCGCGUAACUGCACGACAUGAGCUGCCAUGAUCCAGCCAAAGGAGGAUAAUCGUGCAGCCUGGACAGACACCGAAAGGCCCGCGGCUGAAAGGUGACCUCCAGAUGCUUCACCUCCUUAAAUCAUUUGAAUAUGCCAGGACUCAACAAUGAACUCCAACAGCACAGAACCUAGCCUCUUCUUGACUGCCAUUACUUCUCCACCAGGGGCGGACAACUACCCACCAUCCGAUGCUGUCCAACCAGGAGCCCCCUUGCUGUAUCAGGAAAACCCCCUGCAUAAUAGUUCCUCCUCCCCGAAUGGAAACAAAACUGCAGCCCAUGAUCCUUUGGUGGGGCACCCCGUCUGGCAGGUUGUCCUUAUUGUCUUGCUAACAGGCACAUUGUCACUGAUCACCAUCAUUGGCAAUGUUCUUGUAGUGGUAUCCUUCAAGGUAAAUCGCCAACUAAAGACUGUCAAUAACUACUUCCUUCUGAGCUUGGCUGUGGCUGACCUCAUCAUUGGGAUCAUCUCAAUGAACCUAUAUACAACUUAUCUUGUGAUGGGUUAUUGGGCUCUGGGAAACUGGGCAUGUGACCUUUGGCUAGCUAUAGACUAUGUAGCCAGCAAUGCAUCAGUUAUGAACCUUCUGGUCAUCAGCUUUGACCGGUACUUUUCAAUAACCAGACCUCUUACCUACCGUGCCAAACGGACCACAAAGCGGGCUGCCAUCAUGAUUGGCCUAGCUUGGUUUGUGUCUCUCAUUCUGUGGGCCCCUGCAAUUCUGCUGUGGCAGUAUUUUGAGGGUAAAAGGACAGUACCCUCCGAUGAGUGCUACAUUCAGUUCCUUAAAGAGGAGCCGAUUACAACCUUCUGCACAGCAAUGGCUGCUUUCUACCUGCCUGUCACAAUAAUGAGUGUUCUCUACUGGCGGAUUUACAAAGAGACAGAGAACCGUUCUAAAGAGUUAGCUGGGUUGCAGGGAUUGGGGAGUCGUGGAGUGGUAGGUGGAAGAGGAAGAGGUAGGAGUGGUGGAGGGGAGAGAGCCCAUUUUGUCCACCAAACAGGGAGUUCGAGAAGCUGCAGUAGCUAUGAGCUGACUAAGUUGUCACAGAGAAAAAGCACAUGCCAGCAGCUGAUGGGGCGCUUGCACUGCUGGCCUGGGAUACGUUCCUGGAGACCCGGGAGUAGCCACCAAGGAGAGGGCGAUCCAGACCAGAGCAGCAGUGACAGCUGGAACAACAACGACGCUGUCGUCUCGGCGGAACACUCUGCCUCAUCGGAAGAUGAGGACUGUGGGGGGGCAGAGGUAAUUCCAAAGAGUCACGCUAUUUUCUCCAUUGUUCUUAACCUACCUGGAAUAAACGCUGCGGUCAACUCCCAGCUCACCUCCUGUGAGGAUCUGGAUGAAGCCUCGGAGACGGACCCCCUCAGGGGAGAGGAGAAUAACAGAGACAGCCUCUCAACAAUCACCACCAACACCACAGCCAACACGACUCCCGAUGGGGCGAACAAUUCCGAAAAUACCUACCACCAACGCUUCAGCUCACGCAAGACUCAGUCCCUUCAUACCAUGCAGCCUACCUCCAACACAGGCUCUUUGUAUGGUCCUGCACCAACCACUUCCACUGCCACCAAUGCCACGACCACCAGCACAACAACCAAAUCCCCCACAGUCCCGCUGUCCUUCAAAGAGGCGGCUAUGGCAAAGCGUUUCGCAGCCCGAGCUCGGACGCAGAUCACCAAGAGGAAGCGUAUGUCCCUCGUGAAGGAGAAGAAGGCAGCUCAGACUCUCAGCGCCAUCCUCUUGGCUUUCAUAAUCACGUGGACACCUUACAACAUCAUGGUGCUGGUCAACGCCUUCUGUAAAGUUUGUAUCCCAGACACCCUUUGGGCGGUGGGCUACUGGCUGUGCUACGUCAACAGCACGGUCAACCCCAUGUGCUACGCCCUGUGCAACAAGACCUUCCGCACAACAUUUAAGAUGAUCCUGCUGUGCCACUGGGACAAGAAGAAAAGGAGGAAGCAGCAGUUUCAGCAGAGGCAGUCGGUGGUCUUCCAUAGGAGGAUUCCCAGAGAGUCCACGUAAACGAUAACGCGUCUGGACGACUUAUGAAGCAGUUUCGCAUAGGAAGCAGGAAGUGUUUUGGUUUCUGGUUUUGUCGCAUAGAAAUCCUAAAUGUGCAAUUCCACAUCUCUGCAGCCACAUGCUGGUGUCGAGGUGUACGUUUGUGUCUGUGUAUGUGCAGUGCCGUAUGUCCGCAUGAGGCAUCGUGUAAGAUGAGGUACACGGUUGAAAGCUUCGCCCCGCGUCCUCGACCAAAUCUACCAUUUUACGCAAGUGCAGCUGAGCGAAAUGAACCCAGUGGAACUUCACAGAAAAGGGCUUUAAAAUGCAGCACAGGAGAAUUAUCGAAGUGCAGUUGACACAAGAGGGAAAAAGAUAUUCAUCUUUGGGUCUCUGACUCAAGUAUCUCAUCAUUUGUAGCAAGAUCUGACAAGUCCAGAGUGGUUUAGCAUUUCAAACAAAACUACGUAGGUACCUGUAAUAUCUCACUGAAAACCUUGACGAAAAUGACUUUGUGUCCAAGAGGCGUCUUCCUCAAGUUGACUUGCCUUGGUGACUGGCAUGUUUUUGUUUUAUUUCAUUUUAUUCUUCAACUUGUGUACAUCGCCUUCUUGUGUGGAUUAUAGCUUUCAUGCGUAUGACGGAAUACAGAACAUCCUUAAAUUGUUUCCUCGCUUUCCGUAAACACAGAUGUUUUUUUUUUUGUUGUUUUUUUUUUUGUGCUACUUCUAAAAUAUUCCUGAAAUUUUGAGCCAGUCUGAAAAAACAAAACAAAACAAAAAAGAUCCUUUCUGACAAAGUGAGUUGUGAAUAUUUCGUGCAGCACCGCGGUCAGUGAACUGCUGUUGUGUUCAAUGUGAUCGUUGUGAUUCUAUGGUGGAGAAAAUAAGUGCACAUUUGGUUGUGUUUUAUGUACUUGAGGUUUCAUGUCAGUGACGAUUGUACAAUAACGACAGUGAUGAUGAUGAUGUUCUGUUUGUGUACAUUUGGAUAUUUCUGACUUGAUACACAAUGAUUAUACACACACACACACACACACACACACACACAAAGAUGACCAUUUAUAAAGUUGUAUGUUUUGAUUUUUACACGACCUCUCUUAAAUUUGUACAAAAUGAGUCAACCCAUCUUUCAUUUAGUGGCACAACAGCAGCCUCUAGUGAUUUUGUAAAGACUUACACCAUUGUUGCAGGCAUUUGAUCUGUCAAAGCAUUUCCCAUAUUGGUAUUAAAAUGAUAUUCAUUGGUUAAAAGAAAAUACAAUAAUAAAUUAAAUUACACUAGUGCAAAAUAAAUAAAUGAAUAAAUCUGAUUUUUGACCCUGUUCCAUAUACUGAAUUAUCCUGUAUUGCUGUAUUAGGAGUGCAUAUGUAUUUAAUAUGCAUAAAUUUAAAUAUACCAUUUAAUUUUCAGUCAUAAUACGAAAACUACCUUUUUGUCACAAUUUAUAAAAGGGAGUAAUUGAAAUAUUUGAGUAGAUAUUCUUUCACAUUUUCUACAAAAUGUAGGCUGACAAAAUUCAACAUCAAAGUAAAACACGAACAAUGUAUUUAUAUUUGAUUCAUAAUUCAGUGUUUCUUAUCUGAUCUCCACAUUAUUCCAGCA
Messenger RNA from Thalassophryne amazonica, 3794 nucleotides. It is a transcript of the gene chrm3a, whose product is annotated as cholinergic receptor, muscarinic 3a. The record is from RefSeq and is a predicted model, not a curated record. The transcript is spliced from 3 exons. Gene Ontology annotation, biological process: adenylate cyclase-inhibiting G protein-coupled acetylcholine receptor signaling pathway; regulation of vascular associated smooth muscle contraction; chemical synaptic transmission. Lineage: Eukaryota; Metazoa; Chordata; Actinopteri; Batrachoidiformes; Batrachoididae. Gene Ontology annotation, molecular function: G protein-coupled acetylcholine receptor activity; G protein-coupled serotonin receptor activity. Gene Ontology annotation, cellular component: synapse; dendrite; plasma membrane. Bases 292 to 2211 code for a protein of 639 amino acids.